AUGAUGCAAAUGUGUGAAGGUAUUGGUGAAAUGCUAAUAACAUCUGUUGAUGUUGACGUUGAUAUGCUUGAAGAGUCAAAAAUCAAUGAAGCUAAAUUAUCAUCAUCACAAAUUCUUAAAGAAUUCUUACAAUAUCUUUCGAGUAAAUUAAAAGAUUACCUAAACAUUCAAUCAUUUUACUCGAAUCUUGAAGCUCAUCCAACAAUUUCUAAUUGUCAUUUAGUCAUUGCCGGUGGUGAUGUUGAGAAAAACUUACGUAUAUGUAAGGCUUUUUCAUUAUUGAAUUCACCUAAUUUUAAUAACAAAAUUAUUACCAAUGAUUAUAAUGAUGAUGCCGGAUACGACGCCAUUUCCGACGGCCGGAAUGAUCCACCUGGGUUAAAUAUUAAAAUUGGUAUUAAUGGAUUUGGUCGUAUUGGUCAACUUGUGUUUCGAUGUGCAAUUGAAGAAGGUAUUCAAGUAGUUGCUGUUAAUGGUCGAUUUAUUCCUAUUGAUUCUAUUGUUUAUAUGCUUAAAUAUGAUUCAAUACAUGGUAAAUUUAAAGGUACAAUUUCACAUAAAAAUGGAAAACUUAUUGUUAAUGGACAAAAAAUUAAUGUCUUUGCUGAAGAAGAACCAUCAAAAAUCCCAUGGGGUCGGCUCGAUGCUGAAUACAUUUUUGAAGCAAGUGGUGUAUGUACAACAAUUGAUGAAUGUCAAUCACAUUUACAAGCCGGUUCUAAAAAAGUUAUUAUUGCAGCACCAUCAACUGAUGCUCCAAUGUUUGUUAUGGGUGUUAAUGAAGAUAAAUAUACAGGAAAGGAAACAGUUAUUUCAAGUGCAACAUGUACAACAAAUUGUUUAGCACCACUUGCUAAAAUUAUUCAUGAAAAAUUUGGUAUUAUUGAAGCUUUAAUGACAACUGUACAUUCGUACACUCCUAAGCAAAAUAUUAUCGAUGAACCAUUAAACAAACAUUGGCGAAGUGGACGUGGAGCUGCACAAAAUAUUAUUCCAUCAUUAACUGGUGCUGCUACAGCUGGAAAAUUAAAUAGUAUGGCUUUUCGUGUUCCAACACCAAAUGUUUCAGUUGUUGAUCUUACUGCUCGAUUAAACAAAGGCACUAAAUAUGAAGAAAUUUGUGCUGCAAUUAAAGAAGCUGCUAAUAGUCCAUUAAAAAAUAUUUUGGCCUAUACUGAAGAUGAAGUUGUUUCAACAGAUUUUGUUGGUGAUACACAUUCAUUAAUUUUUGAUGCUAAAGCUGGUAUUUCACACAAUGACAAUUUUGUUAAACUUGUCGCAUGGUAUGACAAUGAAUAUGAUAGUGAUCAACUUGAAAUUAUUCUUAAAUGGAAUUUAAUAUCACGUGAUCUUGAUUCACAUUUAUUUGUUUCUGAUGGUAGACAUGUUUAUUAUGAAUCAAAAAUUGAAAGAAAUAUUUCACUUGAUUGUGAUGUUACAAAUGGUAAUGGACCUGAAACAAUUAAAAUACAACUUGAACCUGAUUUAAAAUAUCUUUAUGUUGGUUAUCGAUAUUUUCGUGAUGGACAAUUAACAAAAUCAGGUGCAACAGUUACAUUUAAUAAUAGUGCUAUAAUAAAUUCCGUAGUUCCAUAUCAAAUUGUUCAAAUACCUGUUGUUAAUCAACCUGAUGCUAAUUUUUGGAUUGUUUGUGAAAUUGAUGGAAAAACAAAAAAUAUUCAAAUGUUUGAAAAUGUAUUUGAAAUUCAUAAUAAUUAUUCAUUGGAUGAAAUCGGAAAAAAAUAUUUGAAUAUAUAA
Molecule: messenger RNA, 1758 nt
Organism: Rotaria sordida
Lineage: Eukaryota; Metazoa; Rotifera; Eurotatoria; Philodinida; Philodinidae
Source: the annotation of a GenBank genome assembly